Molecule: messenger RNA, 1761 nt
Organism: Apis dorsata (giant honeybee)
Lineage: Eukaryota; Metazoa; Arthropoda; Insecta; Hymenoptera; Apidae
Exons: 3
Coding region: 1205-1684 (159 amino acids)
Source: RefSeq, a predicted model, not a curated record
AUUCGAAUCGUAGACGCAUCGUUGAAAUUAGGAAAAUAUAUCGACGAUUAUCAAUCGCUCAAUGAUGAUUGCAACAUUUAAACAGAUGAUAAUACUAACGAAGGGCAAUAUUUGUUCACAGAGGAAAAUAUUUAAUAAAGAGUGAAAAGCAUCGAGACAAUGGAAAAUUGUUGAAUAGGAUCCUCGUGACAAUAGAGCGUAGAAUAGAAUAGCGAAUUCAUAGCGAUAGAAUGGAACGGACAAUAGAUGGUCAAUGAUAAUAGAAAAUGUUACAUAAUGAUUCAGUUACGUAGGCAUAAAGAAAUUAACGAAAUGCGUUUUCCGAAAAGCUUCUAUUCAUCUAUCCCCGUGAAGAGAACUAUAACCACCAUCCGAGUAAAAAUCUACCUUCGAAUAAAUCUAAACGAUAGAAAUAUUCGACAAAACACGCGUUGUUGAAAUAGAAAAUUAUUUGACGUAUUCUAAAAAGAAUACUUUUUCAUCGAUAAAAGUUCCACGCGAAUGAACGAGAUGAACACGAUGAACGGGCCGAUGAAAAAAGAUUAUCAAGCAUCGUUUCGUUAACAGAAGUUGAAACUUUAUCCCGGUUGGACGAGAUUUAGUACAGAUAAAAAAAAUUGAGUCGGACGAGAGAGAAAGAAACAAGUAUCAAAAUUUUCUCUCGAAUAGUGGGAACACGCGUGUGAUACGAUACGGAGUGGGGAAAAAUAUAAAAGAAAGUUUAGCGGAUAAAAAGUUUCGAGUCGUGUGAAGAUACACGUGAAUGUACGCGUCGGGAACGAGAUCAUCGAUGAUUCGUUAUCGCGUACGGAAAUGCACGAAAUACGUUUUCAAUUUGUUCUUUUCAAUUUAUAGUGAAUGAUUCGAGUCGAUCGAAACACGCGAUAUAUUUGUAUUUUUGCCGGCCAUCGUAUUAUGAUAUUUUAAAUUCGUCCAUUUUGUCCGAUAAUUAAUUGGAUAAACCGGAUGCACCUUUAGAACCUCGAACAUGAAUGUAUUUAUACGAGUGAGUAUGCAACGAUUAUAUGAUUCUACUGAUAGAAUAUUUUUCAUCGCACACAGUUUUAGAACAAUAUCAUGAAUGAAUAAUCAAUUAAUAUCGAUCAUUUCAAAUGAUCAACGCGAAUGGACAAUAAUUAAUCGUUCUCGUCGCUAGAACUGGUUUCUAGUUGCACUUUUCGUUUUACCGCUCGAGAUUAUCGAAAUGGGAAAUGGUUACAAACUGAUCAGACCGUACAAGUACUAUCAACGUAGACCAUUGCGGUGGUCUGGAUGGUGGCACGCGGAUCACAAAUCAUCCAAGUUCUACCGUUCUAAAAGGAUAUCGCCGGAAGACUAUUACUCCCGCAGACCGAUCUAUAAUAGAUAUGGUUUGGCGAGAGACGAUUUUGAUGGACGUAUCGAAAAUUAUCCCUGUAUCAUCGUGAUACAAUUGUCUAAAGAGAGAAACGAAUACGAAGACGAUAAAAGGAAAUACGAAAGAAUUCCUACGUACGCCAGUGAAAAUGAUUACGUCGAGGAUAACGACGAAUCAAAGAUAUUCGACGUUAAUAACAGAAACGUGCAAAUACAGAUGGUCAAAAGUGAAAAUCCAAAAUUGCAUAUCAAAAUAUCAAGAUCGGAUAACGAAAAAGAUAUUAAAAUUAUGGAUAAAUUGAAUAUCAAUGUACGAGACCAUCAUUGACAAAUAUAUACAAAUUUAAUAUUUGCUCAACGAUGGAAUAACAUCGAAUUAUAUCUUAUUUGAAAAAAAUUUUUAAU